AUGGGGCUGUGGAGAUCGCUGAGCCUUCCCCUCCUUAUUGGAUUGCUGCUCACAGAUACUGUGCCCGGCGAGGAAGAAAUUCCUACAGAUGAGCAUGAAGUUGAGGAAAGUGAUGUGAUCGCAUUAACAGAUUUAAACUUUGAUAGUUUUGUUGCCGAUAAAGACACUGUGCUUUUGGAGUUUUAUGCUCCCUGGUGUGGCCACUGUAAGCAGUUUGCUCCUGAAUAUGAAAAAAUUGCAAAGACACUAAAGGACAAUGAUCCACAGAUUCCAGUUGCAAAAAUUGAUGCGACAGAAGCGUCAAAAGUUGCUGAAAAAUAUGACAUUGGUGGCUAUCCCACAAUUAAAAUCCUAAAGAAAGGCCAGCCUAUUGACUAUGAUGGUCCUCGAACAGAAAAAGCAAUUGUGGAAAGAGUAAAGGAGAUAUCCCAUCCAGACUGGACAUUGCCCCCUGAAGCAACAAUUGUCUUAACUGGAGAAAACUUUGAUGAAGUUGUGGAUGAUGCAGAUAUUAUCCUUGUUGAAUUUUAUGCACCCUGGUGUGGACAUUGUAAGAAACUUGCCCCUGAAUAUGAGAAGGCUGCACAGGAAUUAAGUAAGCGCACACCACCUAUACCUUUGGCAAAGGUUGAUGCUACAGCUGAAUCUGAACUUGCAAAGAGAUAUGAAGUAACUGGCUACCCCACACUGAAGAUUUUUCGCAAGGGCAAAGCAUUUGAUUACAAUGGGCCAAGAGAAACAUACGGUAUAAUUGAUUACAUGACUGAACAAGCUGGGCCACCAUCGAAACAGAUUCAGACGAUCAAACAAGUACAGGAGCAUUUGAAAGAUGGAGAUGACGUUGUAGUCCUUGGAAUUUUUAAUGAUGACCAAAAGAGAGAAUUCGGAAUCUAUCAGGAUUCAGCAAAUGCUCUAAGAGAAGAAUUUAAGUUAUACCAUACCUUCAACACAGACAUUGAAAACUUUCUUAAAGUUUCAGCAGGACAAAUAGUUGUCAUGCAUCCUGACCGAUUUCAAUCAAAAUAUGAGCCAAAAAUGUACAGUCUUAAAGUUAAGGAUACUAUAACAGAAGAAAAUAUUAAAGACCAUAUUCGUAAGCAUGCUUUGCCUUUGGUUGGCCACAGAACACAUGCUAACGAAGCUAAAAGAUACACAAAGCGCCCGCUUUUUGUUGUUUAUUACACAGUAGACUUCAGCUUCGACCAUCGCACUGCAACCCAGUACUGGAGAAAUAAGGUCUUGGAUGUUGCAAAAGAUUUUCCAGAGUACACCUUUGCUAUUGCUAAUGAGGAUGAUUAUGCUUCUGAAUUAAAAGACCUUGGAUUAAGUGAAAGUGGGGAAGAAGUGAAUGUAGCUGUUCUAGACACACAUGGUAAAAAAAUAUGCAAAAUACCCUGAAGAAUUGGAUUCGGAUUCCCUUAAGGACUUUGUAAUGGCUUUUAAGAAAGGCAAACUCACUCCAGUUCUAAAAUCGCAGCCCAUACCAAAGAACAAUAAAGGCCCUGUCAAAAUUGUGGUUGGAAAAACAUUUGAUGAAAUUGUCAUGGAUGCAAAAACUGAUGUUCUCAUAGAGUUUUAUGCCCCAUGGUGUGGACACUGCAAAUCAACACUGGAACCAGUUUAUAAUGACCUGGGUAAAAAAUACAGAUCGGUGCAAAAUAUUGUUAUAGCCAAGAUGGAUGCUACUGCCAAUGACAUUCCCAACGACAAAUACAAAGUUGAAGGUUUUCCUACUCUAUAUUUUGCUCCAAAGAACAAUAAACUCAAUCCAAUUAAAUUCCAAAGUGGAAGUAGAGACCUGGAAGGAUUGUCUACAUUUAUUGAGGAACAAGCUUCAAUAUCUAAACAGAAAGAAGAACUUUAA
Staurois parvus is the source of this 1864-nucleotide messenger RNA. Lineage: Eukaryota; Metazoa; Chordata; Amphibia; Anura; Ranidae. The record is from the annotation of a GenBank genome assembly.